UGAGAUACAGGGACCAGUGCAGCGGAGCGCGGAAGAGGGGGCAGCAUAUACGUUUAUAUAUGAUAUGAUCUGGGGAGGCAACGAGGGAGCCGUUGCGAGCGUUAUGCGUGCGUUGUGUGUGUGUGUGUGUCUGCUUGUGCGUGUCUGUGCUAUAUGCGGGUGUGGUUUCUGGGGGUUGGAGGUUUGUGUGUGUGGUUUGGGAGUAUCAAUGAUGAGAGGGUAGUAGUGUAUGUAUGAGCUGACAAGACAAGAAGGAACACAAGAAGACCAGAAGAAGCGCUCGCUAUGCAGGCAUGCUAAUACUCAGCAGAACAUGGAAGUGAGGCCGGCGAAGGAAGCCCUGGGCCAGGAACGCAGCAGUCAGGAGGGCAGGCCCGUUGACCAGGACGAGUCGUCUGCCAGGCACAGCAGGCCAGUUUUGAGAGGUGAGACUGACAAAGGGAGAGAGAGAUGGAAGAGGUCAGAAGCACAAUCCUGUGCGGCUGGUCCCGCGCUCUUGGGGGGGAAGGAGCGGCGGGAGGGCCUCGCUCGGGUGGCAGUGGCAGUGGCAGAGGCAGAGGCAGAGCCCCACCGGCAGGGCAGACUGACAGACAGCAGCACCAGCGCCCGCGAGUACAAGAAGGGCACGCUCUCGCUCGCCGCAAAGUGCGCAAUGGGAAACCAAGGCCAGCGUGCUCUGUGCUGUGGGAUCGAGCUAGUAGACGGCAAGACCUCAAGACAACAAGGAGAGGAGAUCCCAGCGGGCUCUCUGUCGUCAUCUGAGGACGCUCCCGUCGUGGUGAGUCACCCGUUCUAUUGUUGGCUCUCCUGUCACUUGACUACAGUCUGUCCCAGCACGCGACUCAAGAGGCAGAGGCACACACAAGAGAGCUGCUGCUAGGGCCAGGGGCACAGGAACGAGGCUCAGCCUCAAACG
This is a messenger RNA of Microdochium trichocladiopsis, 916 nucleotides long. RefSeq lists its product as uncharacterized. The coding region runs from base 230 to 880 and encodes 216 amino acids. The record is from RefSeq and is a predicted model, not a curated record. NCBI's taxonomy places the organism in Eukaryota, Fungi, Ascomycota, Sordariomycetes, Xylariales, Microdochiaceae. The transcript has a single exon.